Messenger RNA from Notothenia coriiceps (black rockcod), 705 nucleotides. The record is from RefSeq and is a predicted model, not a curated record. Lineage: Eukaryota; Metazoa; Chordata; Actinopteri; Perciformes; Nototheniidae.
AUGAAGCCCGUGGUGAUGUCCUUACGUUAUACUGCAAGUCAAGGCAUUGCACAGCGAGGUUACCGGGAGCAGGAGGGUGAGGAGAACUCGGUUAAUAGGGGAAACUUCCGAGAGCUGCUACACUUAAUUGGUGAAUUUGACGUGACUGUAGCAAUGAAACUGAACGACAAUCCUCAAAAUGCUAAAGACACACAUCAAGACAUCCAAAACGAGAUUUUCCAGAUAAUGGCAGAUAUGGUCCGAAGUGAAAUAAGUGCAGAAAUUAGGGAAGCUGAAUGUUUCGCCCUGAUGGUUGACGAAACCAAAGAUGUCAGUAAAAGCGAGCAACUGUCCAUCGUUGUACGUUAUAUAAAAGGAGAACAAGUGCGUGAAGAAUUCCUGCACGUCAGACGCACAGAGGGCCUGGACGCCGAUUCGCUCCUCAGUACCAUCAAACAGACGCUCAGCCAAUGCAACAUCGACCCACACAUGUGUGUUGGACAGUGUUACGAUGGGGCUGCUGUCAUGUCAGGAUGCAAGAACGGAGUACAGCAGAAGUUUAAAAAGGAGGUGCCAAAUGCUUUGUAUAUCCACUGCCAUGCACACAGAUUAAACCUUGUGUUGGUUGAUGUGGUCCGCAACGUUGAAGCAGCAGCCUACUUUUUUGAAACUGUACAAAUGCUGUACAACUUCUUCGCCACUCAGUCGCCCAUGAUACUUUCAUAA